GGGGGACCUUGAAUGCAACAUUAUGGGAGGGUCUUGUGAGUAUCAGUUUGGUCGCUUCCUUGGCCGCUCACCCUGAUUACUGCUGCUUCAAGGGAAGGGCGACAGCAGGAGGGGAACACGGAGGUCUUUGGCAUUUAAAAGCACACUGUGGGAAAGAUGGCUGCUAUCAGGAAGAAGUUGGUGAUAGUUGGGGAUGGUGCGUGUGGGAAGACCUGUCUGCUCAUCGUCUUCAGUAAGGACCAGUUCCCAGAGGUCUAUGUCCCCACUGUGUUUGAGAACUACAUUGCUGACAUUGAAGUUGAUGGCAAACAGGUGGAGUUAGCAUUGUGGGAUACAGCAGGUCAAGAAGACUAUGACAGACUGAGGCCUCUCUCCUACCCCGACACAGAUGUUAUCCUCAUGUGCUUCUCCAUAGACAGCCCCGACAGUUUAGAGAACAUUCCCGAGAAAUGGACACCUGAAGUGAAACACUUUUGUCCCAACGUCCCGAUCAUUCUCGUGGGUAACAAGAAGGACCUUAGGAAUGAUGAACACACACGCAGGGAGCUGGCCAAGAUGAAACAGGAGCCGGUUAAGCCUGAGGAGGGCAGAGACAUGGCCAACCGCAUCAGUGCCUUUGGCUACCUGGAGUGCUCCGCCAAGACCAAAGAUGGUGUGCGGGAGGUGUUUGAGAUGGCCACCAGAGCAGCGCUGCAGGUCCGCAAGCGCAAGAAGAGGGGUGGCUGCCAGCUACUGUGAAGGGACGGAGUUUGUUGGCCAAUCAGCACCUGAGGGAAGACCCCCCACACACACACGCAGAGCAAACUUAAGAGAAACCUUAAAUCAAUGGCUUCCGUGGACUAUACUUACUUCACAGAUGCAGAAAUGCCACAGGAGAAUAUGAAAGACUGACACACCUGUUUAAAUCAAAACAAAUCAGCUUUUUCUUUUAACUCUAUUUCCUCUGCUACUCACACACUGUUUUGUUUUCUGUUUGUUUGCUGUUUUGUUUUCCUCCACCAGAAUACCAGCCUGUUUGUGUGAAGGACCUGUCCCUUCCUCCUAUAUGAAUGUAUGUUUGUAUUUAUAUGUGCGUAUACUUUACAAAUAUAUCAUGCGUCUGGCUCUGUGUUAAGAUUGUUUACAGAGAAGGGUCUUGUAGCUCACAUGCUCACUGACUAUCUUGUUCUCAGCUCACGGCUACAAGUUGCAGACAGUUUUAGAGUUGCUUUAAUUAGUAUGGAACCCCUGCUUCUCUUGAACCUGCAUGUACCACUCAGUCUCCUUUUUUAUACAUCAGCUUCAGUCACAAUCUACCUAUUUCUCAUAGCACUAUUAAUUUUACACCCUUAAAGUCCUGUUUCACCAACUGCUGAGUCAGCAGAUCUCUGUUUCCCCCAGAUUUAUAUUCUGAUAUAAAGGACUAAAUUUAGAGUUUGUUCACAUGGCAUUAAUCCACAGAAACCUACAUAAACUGAAGCAGCAGCGACUAUUUGUGUGGAGAGGUUUUGGACUGCACCUUGCUGUGUCUCUCUCCCAUGGCGAUAGCUUAAACUGGCACUGGAGACAGUGGUCUAUUGUCAUGGACACAAUACUCUGAGUCACGCUCACACUGGCUCUGAAAGAUCUGCCUGUACCAAGACAUCACCAACGCCUUCCCCAAACAAGCCUCCUGUCUGAACUCUGUACUGUUGAUUCAGAUCCAGUGUACAGUCAUUAUGCAUCACUGUAUACUGAUUUUGAUAAAAGUGCAUACUGAUUUUGAUAAUGGAUGCAUACAGCCGUAUUGAUAUUGAGACAGAUUACAGACCCAUUCUGUGUAUACAUUUUUAAUAAAAUUUCUAACUGACAACUUGAUUGACAGCUCAGACUUUAUUACAAAUGUGCCUCAGUUUGGCUCACCACCAGUAGCUCUCUUGACUAUUUGAAAUUGGUGCUUUGUUGGUGCGUAAUAGGCCUUUAUAUAACACACAAGGGACAUUCCUUGAAAUGUGAUUGGAAGAACAAGGAUAUCGGAGUGGUAGCCAGUGUCCGGUCAAAAUGUUUAUCUAGGUAUCCCUUAAAGAUCAUUCAAAUGGGGCCAACUGAUAAACAGAGGAUGUGUAUGUCUGGGAACAAUUGUGGUGUGUUUGGGCUCAAAACUUAAAUGGUAAAUUUGACUUUUUUUUUUCCACACCAAUGCUUCAUAAAGGUGCUUUUUCAUAGAUUUUAACAAGAAAUUGCAACAGAAUUGAGAUGAAAAGCCAGAGAGCAACUUUGUCAGUGGCCGCAACCACAAUUCAAACUUAAGUAAUUUUCUCUAGAUGUGUAUUCUCAUCACUAAGUGACAGAAUCAUCAAACCACCUCAUCUUCUUGCAUGCAGCCCUCUGAUGCAGUUAGUGUAUGUUUCUGUAUCAUGGCUGGAGAAAAGAGAUGCGGUAAAUAUCACAUAACAGGUCCUGUCAUGGAAGAGCCCUGAACACAAUAAGUGUAUUUAAUGGUCCCUAUAUUGAUCUUACCACCAUUAUAAGCUACAACUGUGGUGAUCUUUCUUUUAUCCGGUACAUUCAGAUCCAUAGACGUCAGAAUGUUGUGGGCUUGGGCUAAUUCCUGGACAGUGCCUCUAUGUAUGUAACAUCAAACGCCAUAGUUCAAGAGAAAAUGUUGAUUGUGACGACGUUUUACAAACAGGAGUGGGAUGUGUUGAAUGUCUGGAUGAGACAUGUUAAUAAAGUAUUUUUGAAAUACUA
Molecule: messenger RNA, 2709 nt
Organism: Siniperca chuatsi (mandarin fish)
Lineage: Eukaryota; Metazoa; Chordata; Actinopteri; Centrarchiformes; Sinipercidae
Product: rho-related GTP-binding protein RhoA-D
Exons: 5
Coding region: 157-738 (193 amino acids)
Biological process (GO): small GTPase-mediated signal transduction
Cellular component (GO): neuron projection
Molecular function (GO): GTPase activity; GTP binding
Source: RefSeq, a predicted model, not a curated record